UUUACCAAUUAAACAAAUAAACCAAUGGAUUCGAUCACCGGUUCGGUUAUGUCUCUUCCGUUUCCUCUGCACUUUUCUGAUCUUCCGAUUCCACCAAAUCGCCAAUGUCUCACCAGGGCGAAUCAUCCGACUCGAAAUCGGGGAAGAAGGACUUCUCCACCGCGAUUCUCGAACGCAAGAAGUUGCCGAACAGAUUGGUCGUCGAUGAAGCCGUCGACGAUGAUAAUUCCGUCGUGGCCAUGCACCCACAGACAAUGGAAAAACUCCAACUUUUCAGCGGCGAUACUAUUCUCAUCAAGGGAAAGAAACGGAAGGACACUAUUUGCAUUGCACUUGCUGAUGACAAUUGCGAGGAGCCCAAAAUCAGGAUGAACAAGGUUGUGAGAUCCAAUUUGAGGGUUCGUCUUGGUGAUGUUGUGUCUGUGCAUCAGUGCCAUGAUGUUAAGUAUGGGAAACGAGUCCACAUUCUGCCUAUUGACGAUACUGUCGAAGGUGUCACUGGAAAUCUGUUUGAUGCUUACUUGAAACCUUAUUUCUUGGAGGCUUAUCGCCCUGUCAGAAAAGGAGAUUUAUUCCUUGUCCAAGGAGGGAUGAGAAGUGUAGAGUUCAAGGUCAUUGAAACUGAUCCUGGGGAGUAUUGUGUGGUUGCUCCAGACACUGAAAUUUUCUGUGAAGGUGAACCCGUGAAACGGGAGGAUGAAGAAAGGCUGGAUGAAGUUGGACACGAUGAUGUGGGUGGUGUUAGGAAGCAAAUGGCACAGAUCCGUGAGCUUGUAGAGCUUCCACUGAGACAUCCUCAGCUUUUUAAGUCGAUUGGUGUUAAGCCACCCAAGGGAAUUUUGCUCUAUGGACCCCCUGGCUCUGGUAAGACACUAAUAGCAAGAGCUGUUGCUAAUGAAACCGGAGCUUUCUUCUUUUGUAUUAAUGGUCCAGAGAUUAUGUCCAAAUUGGCCGGAGAGAGUGAAAGCAAUCUCAGGAAAGCAUUUGAAGAAGCAGAAAAGAAUGCUCCAUCCAUCAUAUUUAUUGAUGAGAUUGAUUCGAUUGCACCCAAGCGGGAGAAGACAAAUGGUGAAGUUGAAAGGAGGAUUGUUUCACAACUUUUGACUCUUAUGGACGGAUUGAAGUCUCAUGCACAUGUUAUUGUUAUUGGUGCAACAAAUCAUCCAAAUAGCAUUGACCCAGCAUUAAGAAGGUUUGGUAGAUUUGAUAGAGAAAUUGACAUUGGUGUUCCUGAUGAAGUCGGUCGACUUGAAGUCCUUCGCAUACAUACCAAGAACAUGAAGCUUUCUGAUGAGGUUGAUUUGGAGAGAAUAUCAAAAGAUACUCAUGGGUAUGUUGGUGCCGACCUUGCUGCUCUUUGCACUGAAGCUGCUCAUACUGAGAGAGUGGUUAAAGACAAAGUCUUGGUGUUCAAUUUUACUGAUGUGGGAAAACUUCCCUCUCCUGUUCUUAACGGCGAGAGAGCCGUUGUGCUAUUCUUCAUCGCUCAUAUACUCUUCUCUCUCCCUUUCUCUCUCUUACUCUCCCAUGGUGUCCCACUUUCUUUCCUUGCCCUUGCAGCCUCCUUCAUUGAGAUCAGCUACGACGCUGCCGCUUCUUCCUCUUCCCUCUUCUGCACCAGACGCGGUGCUUCUUCCGGAAUCCUCCUCGGCGCCGUGACUCUCCCUGCUCUUCUACUCUCCAAGUUGACGCAAUUAUCAAGAGGAUUCUCAUCGGCACAAGUUAAUCUUCAAGAGAUUCACUAUAUGACAUUGCAAUACUGGGCAACAUCUGCCACCAGCUUCGUGGUGCUCGUGUUCCUCAGUUUUGUUCUGUCGCACCGCACUCCUCUUUCGCGUAAGGAUUGGGGUUUAGGGUUUGGCUUGUGCUUCUUGUUUUUGCAAGCUUCGCUGUGCUUUCUGGCACUUGCUUCCACCUCCUCCCAAAGUGGCUUGCAACUUGCAUGCAAGCUGUCAUGGGUCCUUGGUCAUGGAUUGGCAGCAGUGAUGCUAAUUCAGCAUUUUCUUGGAACUUUUCCAUCUUGUGCUUCCAUUGGGGAAGCACUUUUGGUGACAGCUGGUAUUGUUCUCUAUUUUGGUGACAUGCUGUUGCUUACUGUUAUGAGGCUAUGUGGACUACUGAUGUCAUCAGAUUUGGUCACUGCAGAGUAUGAAACUAGUCGAAGUGAGAUAGGCAUCAUAAUUCAGGGAGUGCUGCUUGGCCUUCUGCUAUAUCCAAUACCUUUCAAAUAUAUUCUUCGUGUAUGGGAAUGGUCCACAAAUACAGCUUCUGCUGAGUCAAGAAGAUACAGUGAGAUUAGAAGAUCGGUUAUUUUUUUUUCUCUCUUUGUAUUGGUCAUGGUUGGGAUUGUACCAUUAUGGAUGCAGUUUGUGCAUGAAUUUCAUCUGCAUCCUAUUCUCUGGGUCCUAUCCUUUGUUUUAUCAGAUCCAUUCAAAAGACUAUCACUGUGUAUCUAUUGGGUUUGUGUAAUAUGUCUCUCUGUGUUAUAUGUCUAUGACAUCUCUAAGAACAGUAGAGUUGAGAGAAUUCUUCUGCGGAAAUACUACCAUCUAUUGGCUGUCUUGAUGUUUGUACCUGCUCUUAUCUUACAGCCAGAGUUUCUUGAUCUGGGUUUUGGUGCAGCUCUGGCAGUUUUCUUGACGUUAGAAAUUAUUCGAAUAUGGAGAAUCUGGCCUUUGGGACAACCAAUUCAUCAGUUUAUGAAUGCAUUCACUGAUCACCGGGAUUCUGAUUUUCUAAUUCUCAGCCACUUCUCACUUUUACUUGGAUGUGCACUUCCUAUUUGGUUGUCUUCCGGUUACAAUGAUCGACCCCUUGCUCCUUUUGCGGGAAUAUUGAGUCUAGGAAUUGGAGAUACAAUGGCAUCAUUAAUUGGGCACAAGUAUGGUGUUCUAAGGUGGAGUAAAACUGGCAAGAAAACAAUUGAAGGUACUGCAGCUGGUAUAACGUCUGUUCUAGCUUCUUGCUGGUUACUCCUUCUAUUGUUAGCUUCAAGUGGACACAUUUUCACCCAGAAUUGGUUCUCGCUGCUUCUAUCUGUGACUGUUAGUGGUUUGUUGGAGGCAUACACAGCACAACUUGACAAUGCAUUCAUACCACUAUUUUUCUAUAGCCUUCUAUGCUUGUAGAUGCUGCAGCUUCUUCCUUACAAAAAAUACAAGUUUAUAUUGGAUGAGCGUAUUCAGCAGAAGUCUUGAUGAUUUUUCAGCAUAUGCUUGCUUUGGCAUAUUCUUUUUGUAGAUAACUGUUAACCAAAUGCUGACAGCAGUGAGCCAGUGACAAUAAUUAUUUGAGAGUUAGGGAUGGUAUACAUAGCCAACAUAGGAUUGUUGUAUGUCUUCACAGAAAUGAUAGUCAUAGGAAUAGUGUUUAGCAUGCUAUUUAUAGGAGUCACAAUUUUUCAUUUUUGAUAGCCACGAUGAAGAGAGUGGAAAACAGUUGAAUAUCAAAUGAGCUUUCAUUUUUUCAUUCUUUCAAUUUUCUCACGGGCAUUGCACAGGUUAGGCGAGAGGGAGAGGGAGAGGGAGAGGGAGAGGGAGAGGGAGAGAAAUGUGUGUACUUGUUGAGAAUUUGGGUAAUAAAACUGAAAAUUGCUAUCA
Molecule: messenger RNA, 3599 nt
Organism: Arachis ipaensis
Lineage: Eukaryota; Viridiplantae; Streptophyta; Magnoliopsida; Fabales; Fabaceae
Product: dolichol kinase EVAN
Biological process (GO): dolichyl monophosphate biosynthetic process
Cellular component (GO): endoplasmic reticulum membrane
Molecular function (GO): dolichol kinase activity; ATP binding; ATP hydrolysis activity
Source: RefSeq, a predicted model, not a curated record